AUGACAACAUACAAGAACGACACUAUCUCAGUUGGAGUUUCAGGCUUCCUCCUAAAUUGUUUUGUCAGGUCUCCCAGUUGGCAGCUCUGGCUCUCACUGCCACUCAGCCUCCUCUUCCUCCUGGCCAUGGGGGCCAAUGCUGUUCUUCUGAUCACCAUCCGGAUGGAAGCCUCUCUGCAUGAACCCAUGUACUACCUGCUCAGCCUGCUAUCCAUGCUGGACAUUAUACUCUGCCUGACUGUCAUCCCCAAAGUAUUAACCAUCUUCUGGUUUGAUCUCAAGCCCAUUAGUUUUUCUGCCUGUUUCCUCCAGAUGUAUAUCAUGAACAGCUUUCUUGCUAUGGAAUCAUGCACAUUUAUGAUCAUGGCCUUUGAUCGCUAUGUAGCCAUCUGUCAUCCAUUGAGAUAUCCAUCCAUCAUCACUGACCAAUUUGUAGUCAAGGCUGCUGCAUUCAUUUUGAUCAGGAAUGUCCUUAUUCCUUUGCCCAUCCCUAUUCUUUCAGCACGACUCCAUUACUGUAGAAGAAAUGUCAUUGAAAAUUGCAUUUGUGCCAACAUGUCUGUCUCUAGACUCUCCUGUGAUGAUGUCACAGUCAAUCGCCUUUAUCAGUUUGCUGGAGGCUGGACUCUGCUGGGAUCAGACCUCAUCCUCAUCUUUCUCUCCUAUACAUUCAUACUAAGAGCUGUGCUGAGACUCAAGGCAGAGGGUGCUGUAGCCAAAGCUCUGAGCACAUGUGGUUCUCACUUCAUCCUUAUCCUAUUCUUUAGCACCAUUCUUUUGGUCUUCAUCCUAACACAUGUAGCCAAAAGAAAGGUCUCUCCAGAUGUGCCUGUCUUACUCAAUGUCCUCCACCAUGUCAUCCCUGCAGCCCUUAAUCCCAUUGUUUAUGGCGUGAGAACCCAAGAGAUCAAGCAAGGAAUCAAGAGAUUACUGAAGAAAGGGUGGUAA
This is a messenger RNA of Acomys russatus (golden spiny mouse), 948 nucleotides long. RefSeq names its product olfactory receptor 56A3. The transcript has a single exon. Gene Ontology annotation, cellular component: membrane. NCBI's taxonomy places the organism in Eukaryota, Metazoa, Chordata, Mammalia, Rodentia, Muridae. Bases 1 to 948 code for a protein of 315 amino acids. Gene Ontology annotation, biological process: G protein-coupled receptor signaling pathway. The record is from RefSeq and is a predicted model, not a curated record. Gene Ontology annotation, molecular function: G protein-coupled receptor activity; olfactory receptor activity.